Trichoderma citrinoviride is the source of this 192-nucleotide messenger RNA. RefSeq lists its product as hypothetical. The record is from RefSeq and is a predicted model, not a curated record. The coding region runs from base 1 to 192 and encodes 63 amino acids. Lineage: Eukaryota; Fungi; Ascomycota; Sordariomycetes; Hypocreales; Hypocreaceae. The transcript has 2 exons.
AUGGCCGCCAUUGAGAAGAACCUCAUUGCCGCUCGCGCCGUCAGCGAGCUGGUCAAGCGCAAGAACUGGGCCGCCCGGGAGCCCGGUGUCAUUGUCGUCUUCUGCAUCGUCUUUGUCGUUGCCGUUGGUCUCAUUGGUCUGUUCAUCGCCAAGCAGUGCGCCAAGAGGCGGGCAUCCAAGUCUCAGAUCUAA